UUUAUUUGAGGCUAAUUUUGAGCGUCAUUGGGCGGAAUUUAUUGUGUUUCUUGAACCAUUUCCUAAAGCUUUUCGCUAUGCACUUGAAACACUUUAUCCUACACCUAGUAUCCAAAGUACACAGCGAAUAGAAAGUAUCAAUAGAAUUAUUAAAAAAGAAGUUUCACGUAGCACAACAUUACUACAUUUAGUUGAUACAAUACAAAAUUGUCUAAAUGAGGAAGCGUAUUAUCUUCUUUAUGAUGCUGCUGAACUUUCUAUUGAGUGUGACAAUUUUUUUUCAGAACCUGAGAAUAUUAUAGAUAAUGGAUGUCGUGAAGACAAUUAUGAGCAGCUCCAGAUAGGUCUCAAAUCCUUAUUGCAAAACUUAAGAAGAGAAUAUGUUGAACAG
Molecule: messenger RNA, 391 nt
Organism: Racocetra persica
Lineage: Eukaryota; Fungi; Glomeromycota; Glomeromycetes; Diversisporales; Gigasporaceae
Source: the annotation of a GenBank genome assembly